AUGGUAGAAGAGAACAUCGCAGACUCCGUUCGAAAGUGCCUUGAUAAGUUCUAUGUUGUACGAAAGGCUGUGUCCUCGGAAGCUGCUGCUUUUGACCAGAAAGCCGCGUUCGGGGUUGAGGAGGAUGAAGCUCGUUUCAAAAUAUGGACAGGGAACAUCGGAGCGCACAGUACGAGACGGCGAUCGCUACAAUACCGACUCAGAGAUGCGUCUCAUUUGCAGAAGCAAAUAAAGUCUCUUCUCAACGAGUUAUCGGAGCUCUUGGAAGACGCGUUUCUCAUUAUAUCAGGCGCAAAAGUUCCUUGGGAUCGUGCCGAAGAUGAUAUGACCAGCCCACUGGAGGAUGAUUAUGAUGCCGACUCUGAAUGUGAUGAGAUACCAACAACCGAGAUGGCACAAAUUGCGCAAAAUGUUUCGGACGUCAUCAACUGUCUCUUGCGACUUAGCGUCGCCAUCAGAAACCCAGCUCCCCACGAUCGCUUCACAACAUUUCUUUCAAUCGAUGCCUCACAUUACGAACCGUUUGACAUUCAGCAUGUUAAAACUAAGUUUGACAGGAUUGAACCAUUCCUGGCUGAUAGGCUGGGUCAAGCAACAUCGCGCAGGAGACAAUACUUCAAGUACCGCGAAAACCACCACUUGAAGCUUAAACAAGGCCUUGAUCCAGCGGAACAGAAUGAUUUGGAGAGUACCAUUGCGAGCUCCCUGCCUCGACACGCAAAGGCCGCUGGUUUUAGCCUUGGAGCGAUGGACGAAGAUGAAGCCUCCGAUUCCGGCCUCACACAAACCUCACUCGCAUCGUCCAAGGAGGGGAGUGAGAAGCUUCGUAUUCCUCCACUGCCAAAGGAAGCGGAGGAUGGACCGUUCGAGUGUCCAUUCUGCUAUAUGAUGAUAAUAGCUACCAGCACGGCCUCUUGGAAGCGACACGUACUUGCCGACCUUCGGCCCUACGUCUGUCUUUGGGAAGACUGCACAGCUCCCGAGAUGGAGUUCAUGCGAAGACACGACUGGAUGUUGCACGAGAUACAGAAUCAUAGGAAGACAUACAAUUGCCCAUGCUCAUGUGGAAAAGUCUUCCGAACGAAGUCACAGUGCCGAGACCAUGUUACCCGAGAGCAUCCCAAAGCCUUCCACAAAAACCAACUUGACACGAUGAUAGAUCUGGGCACCAAGGUAAUGGAGGACGGCGAGGAAAUCUGUUGUCCGUUGUGCAAAGAAGGUCUUCAAUCUAUGAAGGAGUAUCAAAGCCAUGUUGGCAGACAUCAAGAGCAGCUCGCACUCUUCGCCCUCCCAUCACGAUCAACAGGUAACGAUGCACAGGUGGAGAGUAAUGACUCGGGAACGCAAAGCAUUGCUUCAUUCAAAGAUCUGAUCUCUAUUCCUGGAGACACAAGACAGGCAAACCAAGUACAUGGCAGCCCAACAGUCGAGGUCCAAGCAAGCGACAGCGCUGUGGACGAACACAAUGAAACAGAACAUGCUCGCCUCAAUUCUUUCUUCGUUGAAGAGGGUACUGCACCUCAUGCAAAAGAUGAGAAGUUGGAGCAAGCACAUCCACUUAAGAGUAUCUUGAAACAGCACAGGGCCGACUUCUCAGAAGUUCCAAACCCCAAUCGCAAAAACGUUGCAUCUAAUAAAGAUGACGAGAAAACCAAGGGAAUACCUCUAGUAUCGAAAUGGACUAAAAUAAGCCGUCACGUUGUCAGCCCUGAAGCUUUAAUUAAUGGCAGGGAAAGAUUUAAGAUCAAACACGACUUGAUAAUCGUGCUGCGAGAACUUACCAAGGAGGAAGUUCAAGCAUAUAUUUUAGCAACAGCAGUUUUGAAGGAUAGGGCAAAUGCAGGAACCAGCAAAACCGACAGUAGUCCUGCUUAUGAUCCUACUGAGACUGGCGGCGGAGGCAAGGCCGAACCUUUGUUCCCAUAUACACUCAACGAGCAUUCGAGGACUUUCGGGGAAGAGAUCAGAAAGGUCAAGGCAUCGGGACAUGAUAGCGAUGGGUAUGAGAGUACAGAUGAAAGUACGGGGGAGCUUUCCGAUACUGAGAAGAGAAGUCGCAUGGGAAACUUUUGGCUUGGGACUGAGGAUGAAAUUCCGGGUGAUCUUUAUGGAUGA
Messenger RNA from Fusarium poae, 2115 nucleotides. RefSeq lists its product as uncharacterized. The transcript is spliced from 2 exons. Bases 1 to 2115 code for a protein of 704 amino acids. The record is from RefSeq and is a predicted model, not a curated record. NCBI's taxonomy places the organism in Eukaryota, Fungi, Ascomycota, Sordariomycetes, Hypocreales, Nectriaceae.